Messenger RNA from Lathyrus sativus (Indian pea), 897 nucleotides. Lineage: Eukaryota; Viridiplantae; Streptophyta; Magnoliopsida; Fabales; Fabaceae. The record is from the annotation of a GenBank genome assembly.
AUGACUGUACUCCGCUUGAUUCUGGCGGUUACUUUAUUUCUCACUUGCUUCAUCUCUCUCUCACCAGCUUUCCAAUCCGACGAGCUUCUCCUCGACGACGAAGAAUUCGGACUUGAGGGUGGACGCCCUCAAUCCCGUUCAUCACCUAACACCGCCACCACCGCCACCACUAUACCCACUCGCAAGAGGAUUCCAGACACCGCUUCCGAUUCCAAGAUCCAGUUCACACUUGAACACGCUUUCGGAGAUUCUGAUUUCUUCGAAGCUGGUAACUUCUCCGCUCGCCUCAAAACAUGGAGUCACGGUGCACAGACACUGACGAAGCUGCGGUUUUCACGAGAUUCUUUCACUGACUACGGGAAGAAUAAAUUUCAAGAGCUGUUGAAAGGAGAUGAUUUCUAUAGGAUUAGACUGCCAUCCAAUGUUUUGAACCCUCCAGGCAGGGAAUAUAUUGUUUCUUCAGUGAAAGCUAGAUGUCUUACGGGGGAUGGUUUGGAGGAACACUUUGUAAUACACACGGAAGGUGUUAACAUCUUGGCUGUCAAUUAUGGUGCUCCUGGGGCUUGCCCUUAUCCCCGGCAGCUGAAGCUUCCUGCAAAGUGGUCUUUCAAGUCACACACGCUUUUGAAGAACACUGAACAGGCACCAAGAACACCAAUAUUUACAGAAGAGGUAUUUGGUGGAGAGGGGAUAGAAGGUGAAAUUGUACAGCCAAUAGAAAGAUCCUUUUGGGCUAAAUACUGGAUGUAUUUGAUCCCUCUCGGACUUGUUAUAAUGAAUGCCGUUACCCAAGCAGCGAAUAUGCCUGAGGAACAGGCUGCUGGGCAAGCUGGGGCACCACCACAGCAAGGAACUGCAGUACAGAGAGGAACAAAUUCUGGUGUGCGUAGAAGAUGA